Musa acuminata AAA Group (dessert banana) is the source of this 1309-nucleotide messenger RNA. Its product is annotated as tricetin 3',4',5'-O-trimethyltransferase-like. Bases 86 to 1174 code for a protein of 362 amino acids. The record is from RefSeq and is a predicted model, not a curated record. Gene Ontology annotation, molecular function: O-methyltransferase activity; protein dimerization activity; S-adenosylmethionine-dependent methyltransferase activity. Gene Ontology annotation, biological process: methylation. NCBI's taxonomy places the organism in Eukaryota, Viridiplantae, Streptophyta, Magnoliopsida, Zingiberales, Musaceae. The transcript has 3 exons.
CUCCCACCACCCUCACCCUCCAUCUUCCCCUCCCACCCUCUCUCUCUCUCCCUCUCUCUCUCUCUCUCGGUCAGUCGUUGCGGCAAUGGGAUCCCUCAAGAACGCGCUGCAGCUGACCCCCGAGGAGGACGAGGACGCGUGCAUGUACGCCAUGCAGCUGGCGAGCGCCUCCAUCCUGCCCAUGACGCUCAAGGCGGCCAUCGAGCUGGACCUGCUCGAGAUCCUCGUCAGGGCCGGCCCGGGCGCCCAGCUGAGCCCCGCCGACGUGGUGGCCCAGCUUCCCACCGAGAACCCUCAGGCUGCCGUGAUGGUGGACCGGAUGCUCCGCCUGCUGGCCGCCUACAACGUCGUCAGCUGCACCGUCGGCACCGACGCCGACGGGAAGCCAUCGAGGAAGUACGGCGCCGCGCCGGCGUGCAAGUACCUGACCAAGAACGAGGACGGGGUGUCCAUGGCUGCUCUGACCCUGAUGAACCAGGACAAGGUCCUCAUGGAGAGCUGGUACUACUUGAAGGACGCGGUGUUGGACGGCGGCAUCCCCUUCAACAAGGCGUACGGGAUGUCGGCGUUUGAGUACUACGGCGCGGACGCCCGGUUCAACAAGGUGUUCAACGAGGGCAUGAGGAAUCACUCUACCAUCCUCAGCAAGAAGCUGCUCAACAUCUACCGCGGCUUCGAGGGCGUCAAGGUGCUCGUGGACGUCGGCGGCGGCAUCGGCGCCACCCUCUACAUGAUUACCACCAAGCACCCGCACAUCAGGGGCAUCAACUUCGACCUCCCUCACGUCAUCUCCGAGGCGCCACCCUUCCCAGGGGUGGAACACGUCGGCGGAGACAUGUUCGCGAGCGUCCCAAGCGGAGAUGCAAUCUUCAUGAAGUGGAUUCUCCAUGACUGGAGCGACGAGCACUGCACCAAGAUCCUGAAGAACUGCUGCGAGGCGCUGCCGGAGAAGGGGAAGGUGAUAGUGGUGGAGUGCGUCCUGCCCGUGGUGCCGGAACCGACUCCCCGAGCUCAGGGCGUCUUCAACAUCGACCUCAUCAUGCUGGCGCACAACCCGGGAGGGAAAGAGAGGACGGAGAAGGAGUUCGAGGGGUUGGCCAAGGAGGCAGGCUUCUCCGGAUUCAAAGCGAGCUACAUCUUUGCCAACACCUGGGUCAUGGAGUUCACCAAGUAGACUGCGACUGCACACUGUGACAUCGCUUGCGUUUGCUUCGUUCGGAGAUCUCGUGUCCUUUUAUGUCUUGCGUGGAGUGUCAAUGAUAAGCGUUUACAUAACUUGUUGGAUUCCGUGGCCUCAGCCCGUUGACCA